GUGUGUCUGUGUGUGUGUGUCUGUGUGUAUGUAUGUGUGUGGAUGGGGAAGAGGGGAAGGGUUUGUGUGUGUGUGUGUGAAACUGACGCUAUCCUUACACGUGAGGGGCUGGCCAUGGGGAAACCACGUGGAUUUUUCUCCCAGGCAAAUAUUUCAGUCAUUUUUUAAGGUCGAUUUUAUUUGGAGGCGGCGCCAGCACGGGCGUCCUGUGACAUUUUCAGGCGGACUCCACGGGGUUUGGUUAGGGGGGAAGAAGGCAGCUCACCACAGCCCGCCAUACCGUUCCACAAGUCCCGAGUUCCGGCUAACACUUUUUUUCCGGUCUUUUUUUUAUUCCCCUUCCCCUCCCCUUCGAGAUUCCCUUGACCAUCUUUAUUAUUAUUAUCGGUGCUUUCUUUAGGCGGAGUGAUCAUUAUUGAAGGUGCCGCUUGUUAUCUUUUUUCUCCGCUUUUCUUUAAAAGCCUACAAAAAAAAAACAACACAAGCCAAAAUGAAUAAGCUAUACAUCGGGAAUUUGAGUGAAAGUGUGACCGUGCCAGAGUUAGAGAGUGUCUUCAAGGACUGGAAGAUUCCGUAUACUGGACAAUUCCUGCUCAAAACGGGCUAUGCAUUUGUAGACUGCCCGGACGAGAACUGGGCAAUUAAAGCCAUCGAUACCUUAUCCGGUAAAGUAGAACUUCAUGGAAAACACAUUGAAGUGGAACACUCAGUGCCCAAAAGACAAAGGUGGAUAUAGAAGAUUCCAGAAGGGGGAAGCUACUCUCGAUGUACUGGCCAAAAUCCACCCACAAGCCAGCCACUGUCUCAGAUUAUUCUCACCCCUAAGGAUUCGUCUCUUACUGAGAGAAAGUGAGAUGCUGAGGUUCUGACAUCCCACGUUUAAUAACAGCGAGCAUCACUAGUACUGUGUUGAGUCUUCUAAGAUCUAAGAAUAGAAAGCAAAACUAACUCGAUGCUAAGUGUCUAAGGAGUAUGCCAAUAAAAUUACAAGGUUGUUUUUUUUGGUGUUAUGGCAACACAAAAGCAGAGGCUGGAAAUCUUUGCUAAUACUAGAAAGUGUUAGAAAUAGUCAGCAGCUCUGGCAGCAUCCGAGCAGCGAGAAACAGAAUUAACAGUUUAGGUCAAUGGACC
Molecule: messenger RNA, 1131 nt
Organism: Mobula hypostoma (lesser devil ray)
Lineage: Eukaryota; Metazoa; Chordata; Chondrichthyes; Myliobatiformes; Myliobatidae
Product: insulin-like growth factor 2 mRNA-binding protein 3-B
Exons: 3
Coding region: 491-736 (81 amino acids)
Molecular function (GO): RNA binding
Source: RefSeq, a predicted model, not a curated record